Molecule: messenger RNA, 947 nt
Organism: Bactrocera latifrons
Lineage: Eukaryota; Metazoa; Arthropoda; Insecta; Diptera; Tephritidae
Gene: geko
Exons: 4
Coding region: 396-947 (183 amino acids)
Source: RefSeq, a predicted model, not a curated record
GUCGUAUAAAAAGAAUCAUAAAGAAAGCGGUUCAUCGAAUUCAUUAACCCACAACGUGAGUGAUCGUGCCACACACCAAAAACAAAAGCGCAUACAGUCGCUCCAUAAAGUCGUUAAAAAAAGAGAGAAGAAGAAGAUGCAGAAAAAUCGCAAUUAACCUAAAAUUACAAUAGGAAAAAUUAGCAGUGAAAAGAAAAUUAAGCAAAAACAAUUUUAAUUUCUUUUUACAUUUAAUUUGCAAACAAUUCAUAAAAGUGUUUGGUGUGAAAAAAUCUCAAUUGCAACGCAGUUAAAUCGCAUUGUUGUUGCAGAAGUGCAAUCAAUACGUUGCAUACAUUCAUCCUAGCACACCAACACAACAAGCACAAACAGCAACAACAACACCGCGCACAAAUAUGGAUGUCGCUUGGCGUUUUCGUAUCAUGAUCUUCACCGCGUUAGCCUUGAUGUUGUUCGGCGAUUUUUACGGUUAUGGCAGUGUACGCGGCGUACAAUCGGAUACAAAUCAGGCGGCGGCAGCGGCGGCGGCCACCACCGGGCCGGGCAAAUUCCAGCAGAGCGACGCGGAUAUUGAAAUUGGCGAAGACACAGAAAUCAAUGAUUUCUCAGCUGUCGCGCUUCAACGCAAGCAAACCACACUCAAAUCUCAAUUAACAGAUGCCAUAAAGGAGUCCUGCCUGCCAAAAAUGCUCUGCGAAAUGUCCGCAAAGCCAGAAUAUAUGCUCACCGAAAAGGAGAAAGAUCUCUUGUACUUAAUAAGAUCCUCAACCAUGUCGCUGGCAAUGAAUUCAGCGCCGAGUAAAUGGCAUUUUGCCGCUCACAUGGGCGAAUUACUUCGGUAUACAGGCGAUGAUAACAGCGGUCCUAUGGGUUGUGCAAAUCUGUGGCCUAAUUGUCCGAUUAGUUCAAAGAAGUUAAUGAAAUUAUCGCAUAAGGUGAAGCUGUAA